Molecule: messenger RNA, 1398 nt
Organism: Periconia digitata
Lineage: Eukaryota; Fungi; Ascomycota; Dothideomycetes; Pleosporales; Periconiaceae
Source: the annotation of a GenBank genome assembly
CCAUAUGUCCUUCCGCAAAUCCUCAACAUUCGUCUGCCAUUCAUCAUGUCUCGAUUACGCCCAUUGAUACGUAUACCAUGGAGCCAACGGUCACUGCUCCAUUUCAAUCGACGCUAUGCUACCUCCGAAUCCACCCAGCCGGCCGCGGCGUCGUCCCAACAGUCGCUCCCACCUGAUUGGGAAGAUGAACCACCUUCGCUCUCCGAUUUCACCCAGCUACCACACAAGGACUUUGGAAAGAACCAGCUGAUGGAAACCAACGAGGAGUUCAAGCGUAGCUUACGUGGUAUUCUGCGCCAGUUCCCACCCAUUACCUAUGCUUUCGCCUAUGGUUCCGGCGUUUUUCCACAGUCUGAUGCGACAGCCUCGCGCAUCACCCACUCGCCCCAUCCGAACCCUCCCGAGGCGAUAUUAAAAUGGCAAAAGGGAGGGGGCAAGAUGAUUGAUUUUGUUCUGGCUGCCCGUUACUCUUCACAUUUCCAUUCGUUGAAUUUGCGGGAGCACCGAGAUCACUAUUCAUUCCUAGGAAGUCUAGGCUCCGGCGCCGUUAGUCAUGUCCAGAAGUACGGUGCAGGUGUUUACUUCAAUCCAUAUAUUACCGUCAACGGCACCAUGAUCAAGUAUGCUGUGGUCGACAUGAACAUACUGCAGCGCGAUUUACUUGAUUGGGAUACCAUGUACUUGGCCGGUCGACUCCACAAGCCUGUCAAGAUUCUUUUCGAAGAGCCCAACAUCCGCGUCGCAAACCAACGCAACUUGCUAUCCGCCAUACGUUGCUCACUUCUCUUACUUCCCGAAACCUUCACCGAAAAGCAGCUCUAUUCUACAAUCACUGGCCUGAGCUACCAGGGUGACCCACGUAUGACGUACGGAAGUGAAAAUCCUAAGAAGAUUAGCAACAUCGUCAAUCAUCAACUUCGAAACUUCAGGCUAUUGUAUCAUGACUUGAUCAUGUCGCUUCCCAACAUAGAAUACGUAGAUGGCAAAUCUAUCAGCCAUUCGGAUUGGAUGGACGAUACCGAACUCGAUCUCAAGCUGAAACAAGAUCUCGACAUAGAGCGCAGAGCCAAUAUGGUUCGGCGUCUGCCCAAGUCGUUCCGAGAAAAGGUCUAUUUCCAAUUUCAGCGCAAGUUCGCCAUUCCCGGUCGCGAGUUCAAGGAAAUGCUUGAAGCCAGCAAGAAUGAGGAUGAAAAGGGCUACACAAAACCUGUGGGCAGCCACUUUGACCGUCGUAUUGUUGCCGAGAAGGAUCUGCCAGAGCAAGUCACCAGAGCCAUCAAUCAGACCGUCGCUUGGCCGGCUGCCGUUCAAAGCGCCAAGGGUGUUCUCACAGCUGGUCCUUAUCGCGCGUUACGGUACCUGCAGGAGAAACGUGAGAAGGGCAGGAUGAAGUCAUGA